AUGUACGAAGGGAUUGACAACCUGAAAUCCCUUUACGACCGUGCCGGGAAGACUUUCUCCGGCGGUCCUUCUGCGGCACAGGAUGUGUCGCGUCGUACUGCUCGACCAGACCCAGUACGUCAACCAUCAAUUGGGAGCGGGGCUCCCAAGAAUCCCAGGACGGGGGAUAGCCGCGCCACCGGACGAGGUAACUCGUCCGACGUCCGUUCACGUCGCGGUGGUUCAACAGCUGCUCUACUAGAUAGCGCUGGCCACCGCGAGAGUCCUCUAAUGGAGAGCUUCUUUGAUCGCGUAACGCAAGGGUUACGCGACGAUCUCGAGCAUGAGCGGAAUAGGCGUCUCCAGAUGGUGGACACUGCCUCGAAGCAUCGAGCUGAGUUUGCCUUUGCUCAGCUUGAGAACGAGAGAUCUCUGACAUCUCUUCGUGACGAGCUAAGGGUAGCUCGUGGGAUUGUUGAUCGGUCUCGGGCUGAGAUAACUGCUCUUCAGACCCUUGUUGAUGCCCACCAUCAGGAGCACAAGGCUCUCUGCGAGAUGCUUGAGCGCAAGGGCGUUCUUCAUCGGAAGAAGCAGCGUACUGAUGGUACGGCUUAA
Messenger RNA from Peronospora matthiolae, 594 nucleotides. Lineage: Eukaryota; Oomycota; Peronosporomycetes; Peronosporales; Peronosporaceae. The record is from the annotation of a GenBank genome assembly.